This is a messenger RNA of Phytophthora nicotianae INRA-310, 2721 nucleotides long. RefSeq lists its product as hypothetical. The record is from RefSeq and is a predicted model, not a curated record. NCBI's taxonomy places the organism in Eukaryota, Oomycota, Peronosporomycetes, Peronosporales, Peronosporaceae. The transcript has 11 exons. Bases 1 to 2721 code for a protein of 906 amino acids.
AUGGAGAGUGUCGUGGAUUUCAAAGUCGUGUGGCCGCUACUGCGCAAGGAAGGGUGGACAUGGAAACCAGCAAAAGGGUUACAGAUUCAUGCAAACUAUUUGAAGCCUGGCUGCAAGCUUCGGGGAGGCAAGCACGAGGUGGACUACUUCAACGGCGAAGACGCAUUGCUUGCGCACAAAAAAGCGGAUAAAGACCUCUGCACCGGCCUCCAUCUCACCAACAUCAUGGUGCGCCCCAAUGCAGUCCCACUCGAGUCAUUACCAACUUCGGUCUCGAGUGUCCCAAGUACCUCGGGCAAGAGACAAGAGCCUACAGUCGGGAAACAGCCACCGAAGAAGCUUGCAAAGACGGUAGGGUCUCGCAAGUCUGAAGACAAAAAGAGCGAAAAGAAGCAAACGCCCAACACAAAGAAAACGAAGAAGCAAGAAGCAAAAGAAGCCACAGAGAGACGCCGCCAGUUGUCGUCGUUCGGAAACAUCUGGGACAGAGACGGUCGAGAGGUAGAGGCUCCAAAUCAACCUCCAGUCGAACAAGAACCCCACAUUAAUGCUGACACGGAAGAUUGUGCUGACAUCCACGAUGAUGUAGAGAGUCGCUCCGGUGAUGGAUCGGAAAGUGAAUACGAAGACGACCCAAACGCUGCUGAAUCUGAAGUGGACGAUGCAGAUGAUGAGAAUUCCGUAGCCGAAUGUGAUGAUCGAGAGGAUGACCAGGGUGGAGAGGACACGCAAGGCGCUUCGCUUCGGCAUCCAGGUACUGUGGAGACCCAUUUCGAGCCCCUUGGAUAUGCCGACGCAGAGCCAAGUGAUGCCAAUCUCGUCCUCGAUAUGCUGGACACAGAUGAUGAAGCAGAGUCCCUUUGUGAAGAAUCUGUUGUCGCCGAAACUAGCUGGAUCGCCGGUUUGUUGAACGAAGUCGAGUUGGAAAGGCUACACAUGGCAGUGGAAGGGUCAUCCGAAGUCUUUGACGACAACCAACUAGCAGAUAUGGCGGCUCGAGGCUGGGCCGUGUACCCUGAAAAUGAGGUUGCGGACAUUGUCGACGAUCCGGAAGUUGACAAAAUGUCCGAAGGUUAUUGUGGACCGUCGAAAGAUGUCUUAGCAUCGGCCAAAUCAUCACUUUCCCUGUUCUUCUACUUCCUACCGAGGGCAUUCUGGAGGCAUGUUGCGCGCGAGACACACCGCUACUGGGAGCAGACGUUUGACGCUGGCCUGAAAAAGGCGCUGGUGAAAGAGACUGAAGUGACCCAUCGGCCACAGAAGAGUAGAGACAAGUUGCGCAGAAAGCUAGAGCGCUUUGAGAGGAUUGCGCCCCAUGAAAUUGUUCAAUGGAUUGCGGAAGACGGUCUUAUUCCCGCUGGAACGUUCGCCAAAGUGAUGUCACGAGAUCGGUUUCGAAACAUUACGAGAUUAUUCCGUUUCUCGGACAAUCAGGAAGCUGCAGCAGCUCGUGGUCGUGCUUGGAAAAUCAGACCAAUCUUGUCAACGGUGGAGAAGACAUUCAAAGAAGGCUAUGUUCUAGGCUCUCGUGUGGCUAUUGACGAUGGUAUGCUUCCAUCAUGGAACCGUCGGAAUCCGCCUCGUCAAUACUUGAAGGAUAAACCCCACAAAUGGGGUACCAAGUGUGUGAUGACGUGCUGCGCGGAAUCAGGAUACUGCAAAAGAGUGGAAGUUGAUAUCGGCAGGAAGCAUGAUGCCGAAGGUGCACAGUCCAUUGAUACAGAGAGCGGCCCAGCUGCAGUUGUACGAAAUGUUGCAUGUGAACGCCGCGUGGUCAUUGCUGAUCGCUUCUACACGUCGAUUCCCCUGGCACAGCAGCUCCGUACCAUGGGAUUCAACUUCGUAGGCACAAUCCAGACAAUUCGAAAGGGCUGGUGCAAAGCCGUCGAGUAUUCGUUCAAGAAGCGACCAGUCACGUACAAGCGAGGCUCGUUCACGCUGGCUGUAGCAAAAAGCAAUCCAGGACUGGCUGCUGUAGGCUGGGUUGACAACCGUAUGGUGUAUUUCCUGUCGUCCCAAGUGACAGCAACAUCGACAACGGUGCAACGGAGGGAGAAGAGUGGAGCGGUGUCAACGGUGCCGUGUCCUGGUUUGGUUGAUGAAUAUCAACGCUUCAUGGGUGGUGUCGAUCGCCACGACCAGUUGCGACUUCAGUCAUACUCAAUGCAGUUGGCGACAAAAUUCCAGAAAUACUACAAAAACCUGUUUCUUGGAGUGGUCGACAUGGCGGUGGUGAAUGCCUACAUUGUACACGCUUACGUCUGGGAGAAGGAACGAAAGAAGAUGUCAUACUACUCUUUCUUGACAACUUUACACAGACAGCUCAUUCAGGAGACGGAGUCCUCCGUUACGGAGGCAGGGACGUCGACUGAGCCGUCAGCUGGAGUACGUGAAAAACCUAUCGCUAUCCAAGGUGACCAUUCCCUCGUCCAAACAACUGACACCCGUCUAAACAACGGUAUCCAUCGUUUGCGCCAAAGACAAUGCAAGGUCUGCUCCUACUACAAACCGGCAAACAAGAAGAGGGGUGGAACUUCUACGUUCUAUUGCGUGAAGUGCUCCGAAGGCAAAAGGGGGCAGGUGACACUCUGCAACAAGGUGCGUGGACACCAAGCGAACGAGGGCAUGACUUGUGCCCUGAUAUGGCACAUCCUGUGGCAGAAUGGCUUGUUCACCCCAAAAGCAAGUCACAUUCGCGAUCGUAGCCUAGCUAAGCCGUAA